Diaporthe citri is the source of this 972-nucleotide messenger RNA. RefSeq lists its product as uncharacterized. The transcript has a single exon. NCBI's taxonomy places the organism in Eukaryota, Fungi, Ascomycota, Sordariomycetes, Diaporthales, Diaporthaceae. Gene Ontology annotation, cellular component: nucleus. The record is from RefSeq and is a predicted model, not a curated record. Gene Ontology annotation, biological process: positive regulation of transcription by RNA polymerase II. Gene Ontology annotation, molecular function: protein binding; transcription cis-regulatory region binding. Bases 1 to 972 code for a protein of 323 amino acids.
AUGCCGACAUCAUUGCCACCAUUGGACGCCGCCUGGGAUCCGACCCUCGAGGCUGAUGACUGCGAUGAAUAUUGCUGGACGCCCUUGCAACUUGCCGCGAGAUGCGGACAAAUAGAACGAAUCGAGGAAAUACUCGCCUCUAACCCAGCUGCCGUAAACGAACCACCGCGCGGUUAUUAUGGCCAGACCGCCAUCCAGGCUGCAUGCAUGCAUGGUCACCAACAGGCCGUGCAGAUCCUCGUCGACGCCGCGGCUGAUCUCAACUUCUGCGGCGGCAACAACUUUCAGAGGAAUGCCUUACAGAUCGCCUGCGGACAGGGAAACGAGGAGAUCGUCGAUAUCCUGCUUAAGGCAGGUGCCAGGGUCAACGAGGUAAUGACACCAUCUGCAAGUCGCCCACAAGCGACUCCGGGGCUCUCCGUUGUGACGCGGUAUAACGGCAGGACGGCACUACAGGCUGCAUCGGAGCGAGGGCACAUGCAUCUGGUCAGCCGCCUCCUGGCACUAGGUGCAGAUGUAAACGCUCCUCCGUCACCAACAGCGGGCUACACGGCAGUGCAAGCCGCAGCCGGUGGCGGCUUCACGGAGAUAGUCAAGCUUCUCCUCCAACAUGGGGCCGACAUCAACGGCGCUUCGGCAAAAUACAAGGGAUACACCGCUCUUCAGGGUGCAUGUUUGGGAGGCCAUGUUGACCUCGUCGACCUUCUACUUCAGGAAGGUGCCGAUGUUCAUGCUUUGGGGGGCAUCUACGGAGAUGGAAUGGCUUUGCAUGCGGCAGCUGAGAAGGGCCACGUAGAGAUUAUUGAGCGCUUACUAGCGGCCGGUGCAGACUUAAAUGCCUACAGCAGCAAGAGACGUAGAGGACAGACAGCGCUUCAGAGUGCCACGGUUGGGGGUCAUGCCAGAGCAAUCCAGCUUCUACGAGACAAUGGUGCCAUCAGAAGGACCGGAGGUGGCCUCCUCUUUUCCUGA